ACUGUGUCAGCCUUCGAUGGCAGGGAAAGAUCGCAUCAUAUUUGUGACCAAAGAAGACCAUGAAACUCCCAGCAAUGCAGAGUUGGUGGCCGAUGACCCCAACGAUCCGUAUGAGGAACACGGCUUGAUACUGCCCAACGGAGACAUUAACUGGAACUGCCCGUGCCUGGGGGGCAUGGCCAGCGGCCCCUGUGGGGAACAGUUCAAAUCGGCCUUCUCCUGCUUCCACUAUAGCACACAGGACAUCAAAGGGUCAGACUGUGUGGACCAGUUCCGGGCCAUGCAGGAAUGCAUGCAGAAGUACCCCGACCUCUAUCCCCAGGACGAGGAGGAGGAGGAGGAGGAGGAGAAGGCAGCGGGACACGGAGAGCCAGCGGCUGCCCCCGAGGCCACUGUGACCAAAGACGGGGUGGACUCCAGCUAAUGCAGGCCCUGAGGCCCCGCGUUCCAGCUUUUCGUCUGCAGGGUGACAUGGACCUUCUGCAGAGAGCCUUUGAGUCACCCACCCUCCAAGAAAGUGUCUUUCUUGUCCUGCUGUGUGCACUGUCAUGUACAAAGUGACUCCUGUCGAUGAUCCGGGUGACCUGGCCCCCUGACACCACGGGGUCCCAGGUAGGUGACUUCUCUGUCACGUUGCCCUGAGCUUUCCCACUGUCACACACUGUGCCGACCGAACCUUCUCAGCAGCCCCUGGUCCCCACCCCGGAAUGUCCCUGUGAGUGAGCUGAUGUGAUGUGAUCCAUUCUGUCCCUGUUAGUAGAUCUUACAAAUCUUUGGGAAAUGAAAUAAAAGCCAAAAAAUACUCUUUCUAUAAAAAUGCCGGCGUGGAGCCAUCCCCAGUAGCAGAUCCAGAUGGCCGGGGCUGGAUUUGGGUGCGUGAGGGGGGACUUCAUCCCUGAUGGAUUCUGGUUCCCGUGUUGGCGUGGAGGUCUCCCACAGUUGGAAGGUGCACACGUGGAUGUGGGUCCCCAGCCUUUGGCUGGUUGUGCUGUGCGGAGCCCUGGCCGGCCUGCUCACACUGGCCCUCACUCUGGUCCGCUGCGGUCUUCUUGACAGGUCAGGACCUACCUGUGGCCAAGAGAGGACGUGGUGUGAAUGAAGUGCUCAAUUAAAAGGAAACGCGAUUCCUA
Messenger RNA from Ictidomys tridecemlineatus (thirteen-lined ground squirrel), 1130 nucleotides. RefSeq names its product coiled-coil-helix-coiled-coil-helix domain containing 4 (gene Chchd4). Gene Ontology annotation, molecular function: protein-disulfide reductase activity. The record is from RefSeq and is a predicted model, not a curated record. Gene Ontology annotation, cellular component: mitochondrial intermembrane space. Gene Ontology annotation, biological process: protein import into mitochondrial intermembrane space. Lineage: Eukaryota; Metazoa; Chordata; Mammalia; Rodentia; Sciuridae.